Trifolium pratense (red clover) is the source of this 4112-nucleotide messenger RNA. RefSeq lists its product as uncharacterized. NCBI's taxonomy places the organism in Eukaryota, Viridiplantae, Streptophyta, Magnoliopsida, Fabales, Fabaceae. The transcript has 5 exons. The record is from RefSeq and is a predicted model, not a curated record. Bases 1773 to 2783 code for a protein of 336 amino acids.
ACACACACACCAACGCCAAUGCAAGUUUCAAAAACCUUAAAAAGAGCAUAAACCCUAGAGAAAUGAACGAACCAGAUUCACCUCAUUAGAGCAUUGUGAAAUUGGUAGCAAGGGUUAACAUUCUCGGCAGAUAUCGAACGCGAUUGAUAUGGAAAUUGUUCUGCGUCUGAGUUCUAAUGAGGUGUUCUGUCACUUUAAACCCUAGAGAAAUGAACGAACCAGGUUCUUCUUCUUCUUCUUCUUCUUCUUCUUCUUCUUCUUCUUCUUCUUCUUCAGUCGAUGGAAUUGGAAUGAUGGACUUGGAAACUGUUUUACCCUUACCUCUCAGUUAUUGGGAAUGGCAUUCUUACGCCUGUCUUUACAUAGUAAUCAACCUUAACAUCCAAACCCCCAAUGAAAGACUUCUCUGGAAUGACCAUAGGAAGAAUGUUUUUCAAUCUCUAUUUAAAUCUCUCAGGUAUACUUGUUUUGGAUCUAUUUCACCUGCCGAGCUAGCAGAUCCUAUUACUCAUGAACUAGUUCAAAAAUUGUACGAGGCAAAAUUUGCGGGUGCUCAUUGCAUUAUUUGCCAUAACACUGACAAAGAUCUUGAUUCCAUUACAAGAUGUUCUCAUCUCUUCUGUUCUCCAUGCUACGACCAAUACUACUACAAUACAAGGGCGGAGUUGGAGGAACAGCAAAAGCCGGUGAUUAUCAAAUGUCCGGUUUGUUCGACCAUUGUUGAAACGUUGCUUGAUGAUCGUAAUCUUCUUGUUUCUGCCAUGUCAACUAAGUCGAAAUAUGUUAUCGACCAAGUUCAAAAACUGCUCGAUGAAUGGAAACAGCAGGCGAAUGCUGAAUCAAAGAUCGUUGUGGUUUCCUCAUCUGGAGCAACUCUAACGUGCCUCAAUAGAGCUUUAACCGGUUUGCAUAUAGCAUCUUCCCUAUACCUACGUUAUAAUGAUCAUACUGCUCAUACUAUUAAAGGUUUUCUGAAGGACCCGAUGAAUAGGGUUUUGUUGAUAAAACCACGUGCCAUUCAAUUUGAGAUUGUGCUGCCUCCUUCAUCCCACACUUUUGUUACUGAGGCAAUUGUGUGGGAUGUUAAGGAUUAUAUUUUUAGGAAGGUAAAAACAGCUAAGCCUGACACGUUGUUCAAAACAAUUCUAGUGGCACAAAACACUGUUGAGGAACAUAUAAUAAUGGAACCACAUUUCGAUGAUCAUUAUGAUUCUUACGACGAAAAAUGCAACUUUGUCGGACCCCAGUUCAAAACCCUGACCGAUGUAGAGAGAAUAGCGACUCUCUUCGGAAGAGCUGUUCUGCCUGUUUUGGAAUUUGACGAUGGUUUCAAUUUGGAACAGGGGUGGGAGGAAGGUCAGAAUGAUUUUGAAUGGGAAACUAGUAGCGCAUCACAAUAAAGAGCAGUAGUAGUAGAUAUAGUAAGUAGUAAAUAGUAAAUAAAGUAGAAUAAUAAAAAUGUAGUGGAUAUAGUAGUAGUAGUAUUUUUGAAUCAAAGUAGUAGUAAAUGAUUUUUAGAUAAAGUAGAAUAAUAAUUUUUAGUACUAGUAAAUAAUAGAUAGUAAGUUUGAUUCUGGACCUAUAUUUGGUGGAAGAGCGAAUUCUGAACCCGGAGAGACCUAAGAAGGAAAUAUUAAUUGAUUGAAACAUUCGUUAAGGAAGACCGACAUCCACCUCCUGGGUAACCACUGUGCUCUAGGGCUCCUACCGAACAGAUUGGUGACAUUUUUCAGGUUUGGGAGCUUUUAGAGCGAUUCCGUGAAAUUCUAGACAUGAAAUCUGAGAGGGGAAUGAGUGGAAGUCAAGUUUUAACUUCACAAGGGGCUGAUGGUGAUCGCCGACUAAUAUGUGAAGCUGAUCCAUCGGGUUCCACAGGAAGUUCUUUUAUUCAAGUGGAAACAGAAGCAAUGAAAGAGGAAGCCCAAGUUUUGCUCGCAUCUUUCACCUAUGUCAGAUGCUUUGGUGUAGCUUUGACCAAGGCCCAUAAUUCAUUACUAAGAGUGCUAAUAGGUGAACUGCAAUCAAAGGUGCCUGCUUUGGUGGAUCGGAAUUCUGAACCCGGAGAAACUCGGACAAGACGUGCAGUUCCUUCUAAACGAACCAAGGUCAAUAUGCUUCCUAUCAAUGAAUUGACUUGGCCAGAACUAGCUCGUAGAUAUAUCUUGGCUUUCUUAUCAAUGGAUGGUAACCUCGAGUCUGUGGAAAUUACUGCCCGUGAAAGUGGUAAACUAUUUGGUUGCUUACGAGGCGAUGGUGGUUUGCUGAGCGGUUCCCUUACUGGCGUGGCUGGGAUGGAAGCUGAUGCACUGUUGCUUGAGGAGGCUAUGAAGAAGAUUUUUGGUUCUUUGAGCAGAGAAAAUGAUGUACUCAUCAUAAAAGGGCGGAUAAAAGCAUAUCUGUUACACAUUUCAGAUUCUGAUAACCAACAUAUGAAUUCAAUAGAAGGACAACUUAGGCCUGUUCCUGUGGCUGUGGAGUCUCAAUGUACAGAUAAAUCCCUCAAGUCUUUUCCAUCGUCAAAUCAUAUGCAUCAAGCAAUAAAUGGCUACAGUGGAGCAACUCAUAUUCAGGGUAAUAACUACCAGAAAUGUGAGAUAAGGGAUGUAUCUACUUGUGCAACAUACCAGCAAGGAAAAUGUAUCUACUUGAGUCUGCGGAAAUUACUGCCCGUGAAAGUGAUAAAGCAUUUCAUUGCUUACGAGGCGAUGGUGGUUUGCUGUGCGGUUCCCUUACUGGCGUGGCUGGGAUACAAGCUGAUGCACUGUUGCUCGCGGAGGCUAUGAAGAAGAUUUUUGGUACUUUGCGCAGAGAAAAUGAUGUACUCAUCAUAGAAGAAGAGGAAGGGUGCUGCUGAAAUUAAAUUGGCAAAUGAUGGUAAAAUUCCUGAAUGGGCGCAGGUGCUGGAACCUGUCAGAAAGCUACCAACAAAUGUGGGAACCCGAAUCAAAAAAUGUGUUAGUGAUGCUCUAGAUAAGAAUCCGCCAGAUUGGCUCAGUUAGUAAGGAAGUGCACAAGGGCAAUGCAUCUGGACCAACAAAGGGUCUAUUCACAACAGAAAGAACGGUCUAGAUCCAGCUGCAGCCCCAUUUGCUAAAAAUCCAAGAGACAUCACCUACUGAAGAGAAUAAAAUCAAUGACAUUUUGCAAGGAUUGCUUACUUGUGAUUCUAAAGAACUAUAGGGGGAUGGAGCAAUCAAUCUUUUGCAGGAGAGGUUACAGGUAAAACCCAUUUGUAUGGAGAAAUUAUAUGUUCCAGACUUCCCAGAUAUCCGACCGAUUGAUCUGAAAUCUUUGCUAGGGAAUUCGCCGAAGCCAAAAAAGGCUUUAUCUGACAUAGAUAAUUUGUUGAGGGGAAUGAAUAUUAAGACGCCUCUUAGAUAGGAUGUAGGAUAUGCUGUGAAGCAGUUAGAUUCACCCACACCACCAAGAAGUCCAUUUGCUUCGCUGUCAUCAUUGCAAAAACACAUUUCACGGUCAAAGCCAUCAUCAGAUAGAUCCAUUUUCAGCUCAUGAAAUUGAUCAUAUACCUACAAGAAAUUAUUCAUCAACUCACAUGAUAAACCAGGAAGUCAACAUUCUUAGUUCUAGUAAGCUGUCAGAUGAGCUGAGUGCACCUAUAAUCAAAGAUGUUAUUGCUGCUGGUGAGACAAAUACAAUUCUGGAGACUAGUGAAAAUUCCAAUGAAGAUAUUGUUGCAGUUAGCGAGACAAGUUCGGUUGACGAUCCUGAUAGAAAUUACACCAGUACUCCUCGGAUGUUGGUCUGGUUAUGAUUGAUGACAAAAUACUAUGUUUUUAGGCUAUAGUUGCUUUUAGAAUUGAAUCUUUGUCUUUUGGUACAGGAAAAGAGAAUUGAAUCAUUUUCCUUUAAUUUCAGAAAAAGGUGGGACUUUAUCCUCUCGGUGAGGCAAUUUUAUUUGGUGCCAUUGUUCUUAUAACAAUGACAGUAUACAUUUUAUAUAGGUAGUUUGAUUUCUUUUAUGAUAUGCAUUCUAUAGUUAAGAAGGAUUAAUUGGUCUCUUUAUUUUCUUUUAUAGUUUCAUCGAAUUUGUAGACGUUUUCUCAGAACCAUUAUUCCCAUUUUUUUGGAUAUAGUAUAUCACAAGCAAUCUA